UCCGGGCAUUUGGAAAUGCGAACCACGUCCGUCUCCUCCGCUCCGUCCUCCCGGCUCCCCUCCGCGCCACCGCCGCCGCCACCGUCCCCGCCCCUCUCCUUCCCGUCCCUUCGCCGGCGAGACCUCCUCCUGCUCUCGGCGUCGCCUCUUCCCCUCGCGCUCUGCCCAGCGUCCGCCCCGGCGCGCGGGCUGUUCCGCAUGCCGCCGCCGGCGCUGGCCAACCGCUACUUCCUGGUGCGCGCGGGCGAGUCGGUGUACGAGGGGCAGGGGCUCCUCCGCACCAACCCCGUCGCUAAGACCUCCGUCGACAACGGCCUCUCCCCCGCCGGCCUCCGCCAGGCCGCGCGCGCCGCGCUCGAGCUCCGCCGCCUCGGCGCAUGCGAGGACGACUGCUGGAUAUGGCCCUCCAUCACGCAGCGCGCCUAUCAGGCCGCCGAGAUCAUCGCUGCCGCCAACAGCAUCAACCGCAGUAAAAUCGUGCCGGAGUAUAGCUUCUUGGACGCGCGGGGAUUGGGUGCGUACGAGGGGAAGAGGUUGGAAGCAUUGCCCGAGGUGUAUGCAUCUGAUAAUAUUUCGCCAGACAUCAAACCACCUCCUACAAGUGAUGGCACACCCAACGAGAGUGUGGCGGACGUAUUUGUUCGGGUAACACAGCUCAUGUCAAUACUAGAGACUCAGUACUCGGGGGAUACUGUCGUCAUUGUUUCGCCAGAUUCAGACAACUUGUCAAUUCUUCAAGCCGGGUUGAUUGGGCUUGACCUUAGGAGGCAUAGCAGCCUGUUCUUUCAGCCUGGUGAGGUCCGACCUGUUGAUCCGGCCAGUAUACCUGAAUACAAGCAACCACCCUCUAGUGUUUUUAAGUGUACAAAUCCACCAAGUUGUAAAUAAUUCACUUUCUGCUACCACAUGUUUCAUAUCAGAAUAUUCCCAUGACCUUGUAUAGCUCACUGACUGUAUAGUUGAAAAUAUGCUGUUUGCAGCACAUCUGACAACCAGCAAAUGAGGUGUUUUCUAUCA
Molecule: messenger RNA, 1017 nt
Organism: Lolium perenne
Lineage: Eukaryota; Viridiplantae; Streptophyta; Magnoliopsida; Poales; Poaceae
Source: RefSeq, a predicted model, not a curated record